This is a messenger RNA of Sinocyclocheilus grahami, 5626 nucleotides long. Its product is annotated as YLP motif-containing protein 1-like. The coding region runs from base 282 to 4859 and encodes 1525 amino acids. Lineage: Eukaryota; Metazoa; Chordata; Actinopteri; Cypriniformes; Cyprinidae. Gene Ontology annotation, biological process: regulation of telomere maintenance. The transcript has 15 exons. The record is from RefSeq and is a predicted model, not a curated record. Gene Ontology annotation, cellular component: nucleus.
CUCAGACGUAGGCGCAGUUGGGCACGCACGCACGCACGCACGCACGCAGACACGCUCGUCGAGGAAACAGCAUUCAAACAAUAAUUAUGAAUUUAAACGACUUGUUUUUUUGCACAUCUGUAAAGAUAGAUUAAUUUUUUAAAACUUUCGUAUGAUAGUUGGAACCGGUGCUAAUAACUGCGAUCAUAUUUGCAAACAGUAGUAGCGAAAGUUACAAAGUAACCGGCUUUAUGCGAUCAGGCGGCUAGGCCUUGCCUGGCCCGCGGUGUCUCGGUUCAAGCAUGCAUCCCUCCUGGGGCGCUUACGGAGGUGGACACCAGCCUCCUCCACACUUCGGCCCGCGGCCUCAUCAGUUUAGGGGAGCUCAGCCUCCAGCAGCAGCAGCAGGAGGAGGAUUUGGAGAAUAUGGCGCUCCGUCUCAUCCAGCGUCGUCAAAUUUCUCUAGUUUACAAGAACAGCAUUUACAGCAAAUGCAGCAGUUGCAGCAGCUCCAUCAGAAGCAGCUGCAGUCGGUGCUGCAUCACUCCGGCAACGCCAGCAGCGGCGGCGGGCCUCCUCCGUACUGGCAGACAGGCCCCAACAGCUUUCCAGACCCGUCAGCUGUGAGAGGUCCUGCUGGCCCGCCUCAGCCUCAGCCUCCGCCGCCAGAAGUGAAGCCUCCAGCUCCCGAGCCUUCUUCAUCUUCCUCAGCUGCAGUGAAGACCCCCGCUCCAGCACCUCAGGUUAGCGAAGCCAGUGCAUCGGUGGCGGAUGAAAAGCCCGACUUUUCGUCGAUGUCUCUGCAGGAGCAGCAGGAAUAUUGGUAUCAGCAGCACCGUCAAAAUUUGCAGAAGCUGAAAAAUGAGAAGGCUAAGCAGAAUCAAAAUUCAUCUAAUGGAAGCAAUGCUCCUGCUCCACCGCCUCCAGUUGAACCCCCAAAGAGCACCCCUCCACCCCCACCUCCCAAAGAGGAACCUCCUCCUCCCCCACCACCAGAGGAAUCAAAGCCCAGUGGCAUCACUGAUACAGGAGACCCAGCUGAAGCAGCACGUCUUCAGCAGCUGCAGGCAGCAGCUGCCCAUUGGCAGCAUGUACAGCAUCAAAGGGCCAGCAUUCAGUACCAGGCACUGAUGCAAGAGCAUGCUCAACUACAGCAGGUCCUGCAACAGUACCAGCAGGUUAUUCAACAGCCAGCACAUCUACAGACAAUGCCCUUGGAGAUGCAAUUGCAACACUAUGAAAUGCAGCAACAGCGAUUUGCUCCCUUGUACCAAGAGUGGGACAGGCACUUUAAUUUGUGGUUAGAACAGUUUCAGGCAUACCCACACAAAGACCAGCUACAUGAUUACGAAGCCCAGUGGAGACAAUGGCAAGAGCAAAUGAAUUCAACUUCAGCUCAUCUGCAAGAGAGAGUCACAUCUCUAAGAGCUAUGCAGCAUCAGUAUGGUACAGCUCCUCCAUAUGGGGGCAUGAUGGGACCAUAUGGGCAGCAUCGACUCCCUGGACCAGAUGGAAACAUGCAUUUAGCCAACCCAGGGCUUCCAUGUAUGCCUCCACCAGUUAACAUGGAUGCCAUGCCAGGACCUUCACCACAGGUCCCACCACCAUCUGGACCUGUUAUUCCACAGGGGCCAUUACCUGCAGAACCUUUCCCAUCUUCUGGGUCAAAUUCUGUCUCUGAAACAGGUAAAACUGCUGGACUACCUGGACUAGGGUUUCGACCUCCUGGGCCCCCUGGGCCUCAUGGAAGAUUUGGUGGCCCAAGGUUUGAAGGUCCUAGAGGCCCACGGUUUGAACAGCCACACCAGCAACGGUUUAGUGCACCACCUAGAUUUGAUGCUGGUCAGCGAUUUAACCGACCUCCCAGAGGUAAUCCUCCUCACCCUGGGCCUCCAGCAAGACCUGAGAACCCCCCUAGGCAGAAUGCACCUACACGAUUUGAAAGACCCCCUGUACCUCCUCAACAACCAGGGUAUGGAGCGCAAUCUAGUCCUGUCCCUGGUAUUCAAACAAAGCAACCAUCAGCAAAACCUAAUGCACCACCUGUUGCCCAAUCUCAAACAGGCCCAGAAAAAAACAAAAGUGGUCAAGAUCAAAAUAUCAAAAAAGGUGGUGCUUCCUCUGGUCCGUCACUGACAGAUGACAUAUUGGACUCAGUGGAUGGAUUUUUUAUUCAGAGUGGACCCAUUCCUCAAACUAAGGAUAAUACUUCUGAUGAUACCAUUGCUGAUACUGCAAAGCAGGAUAAGUUAAAAGAAGAUACUACUAAACCUUCCCUACCAACAGAAAGUCCAAACACCACCAACAAAAACUCUCAGAAGCCAAGCUCACAACCAACAAUGUCUAAAACAAACAAUGUUACUAACAGGCCACCACAACAAGCGAAGCCUCCUCAAGAUAAGUUUAAAUCUGAUACACCUAAGGAGGCUCCAAGGGGACCACAUGUGAUGAAUCAAACAGGUCCACCGCAGGUAACCCGAGGAAGGGGAAGGGGCCAAGGGCCAGUGCCUCUCAGAGGCAGGGGCCGUGCGCGUGGCCGAGGACAAUACGGAGGACAGAUGGUUGAUCCUAACUGUCAGAGAGAAAUUAUGUCAGAGGAUCCCUAUGACCAUCAGCAACCAGAUGACAUAACGCAUGGAGAAGACCAGGAUUCGGCUUGGAGAGACCCCCCUUUGGAAGCUCCUGGAGAAAUGGAUGACCAGGAAGCACCCCAUGAGAUGUGGCAUCCAGAGGAGGAACACUUCCCGGAAGAGUACUAUGAAAUGUCUAGAGAGAGAAGACCUCCAGUGGGUCACAGGGAGCACCCAGAGAGCACUCAUCCAGAUGAAAACUGGGAAGAAGAACCACAAGAAUACUGGGAGGAAGAAGAUCCAUACUGGACCGAGAGAAGACCUCCCAUGCAUGCUAGACGUCCUUUUCCUCCAGGUGGCCCCAGAAAACCCCCUUUUCAUCCUCGAUUUAUGCUUCAUGGUCCAAGGCGCCCCCCUCCUCCUGGUCAACCACAUGGACCUCCUCACAUGGGACCACGCGGGGUAAUGGGACCACGGUUCAGACGUGGUCUAGGCCCAUGGGGACCACCACCAUCCCGCCAUGACAUGAUGGAGCGAGACAUGAGAAGGCCACCAGCACCUCAUGAAAUCUUAGCAAGGGAACCAGCUGGUCCUCUUGGAUAUGAAGAAGAAAUAGACCGAGAACCUGGAUGGGCUCAUCCUCGUGGGAGAGGGCUGAGACGUCCUCCUGUGCCUCCCCAUGAAAUGGAGAUUAGAAGACCUCCCAUGAGACCCCCAAUGCCAAGGGAGAGGUGGCAUGGCCCUCCACCCCAUGAAGAAGAAAAUUAUGAGGAAGAAUAUGGUGUACCGUAUAGUGCUGAGGAUGAUGCGUACAGAGGGCCAACUCGUGAGUAUCAAGAUUACGAACAAGACAAUGAGUAUUACGGUUCUCGUGAGGAAUGGGGCAGGGAGCAACUUGACCAAGACUAUCCACCACGUCGCCCCCCAGAGCACAUUAGAGAGGAUCAUUGGUUAGAGGGAAGAGAAAGGUCAUUCCCAUAUGAUGAUGAGGAUCAGUAUAGAGAGGAGCGAAGAGGACCACCUUAUCAAGAACAUGACAGGGAGCCUCCUUAUCACUCUCGUUCUGAUUGGGAAAGGAGCCCACCCCCACCAGAGAGAGCUUACUCUCAUCCAGUUGGUGAAACGGAGCCCCAUUAUGAACAUAACCCAGAGCCGCUAGCUGGCCUGCCCGCACCUCAAGCCCUGGAUACUCCACUUGAGCAGUCUUCACUUAGUGCAACUAAAACCGUACUUGCUCUUUCUCAAAGGCAGCAUGAAAUCAUUCUCAAAGCUGCCCAGGAGUUGAAAAUGAUAAGAGAGCUCCAGGAAAGCAAGGUUUUGGGAGAAGCUUCGAACACGGAGUCAGCCGGGUUGCCUUCAGAACUUCACGCUGGAAUUCUUGGAUUAGAAAUUCCACCUGAAGUUAAAAGUGCUCUGCAGGCUACCAAUUUAUUGUCAGAAACAGGACAGACUAAUCAGCCUUUGGAAGCUGGUUUGCCCCAUUCAAAUCAAUCUACAGGCUUCCUUCAUUCUUCUUCAGCUCCUGCCCCUACAGCCUCAUUCAUUGCUAAAACAGUGGACUAUGGGCAUGGCCGUGAUGCUGGUUCAACAGUGGAAAGGAUUUCUUAUGGAGAGAGGAUUGUGUUGAGGCCUGCUCCACCACUAUCUGAGCGAUCUUAUGAGAAAGAAUUGCUUGGCCACCGAGACCCAUACUAUGACAGGAGAAGUGACCCAUAUGGUGGUCCCAGAGAUUAUGACAGGGAUUGGGAGAGAGAUCCGUACAGGGAGAAGCCACAUCUGGAUUAUGAGAGAGACCGAUAUGAAAGGGAUCGUUUCUUACGAGAAGAACGACCUCCACUUGGGCCUCGUCCCGGACACAGAGACAGAGAAAGAGAUCACCCAAGCCGCUCAAGCAGGGAUCGUGAGGUUUAUAACCGAACAAGCUAUGACAGGUCUUCCUAUGAAAGGAGUCUUGAGCAUUAUGACCAUGGAUCCUCAAGCUAUGAUGGAUACCUUCCGAAAAGCAAAUGGGAGAUGGACACAUCAGAAGCAAAGCUUGACAAACUGGAUGGUCUGGCGGGUGGAGGCAAGAGAAAACGAGAAACUGAUAUGUCUGGCAUGGAGGACUUCCUUCAACUGCCCGAUGACUAUGCCAGUCGCAUGUCUGAACCUGGCAAAAAGAGGGUGCGCUGGGCUGAUCUCGAAGAGAAGAAGGAUGCCGACAGAAAGCGCGCGAUUGGUUUUGUAGUCGGUCAGACGGACUGGGAGAAAAUCACGGAUGAGAGCGGCCAGCUUGCUCAGAGAGCUCUUAACCGCACCAAGUAUUUUUAGGAGAUUUUGUAAUGACAUUUGUACAGCGUUUAUGGUCACCAGUUCAUGAAAUUCUUCAUUUCCAAAGUGUACUGCCUGAUGAAGAAAGAGCAUCGUCUCUUCAGAAACUGGCGAUUAGUCAUUGGUCGAUCCCGUAGUACAUGCAGUGGCCUUCAUAUAAUAUCUGGUGUAAUGUAAAUCCCUUUUUUGUUUUAUCCGCAAUCUUAUUUUAAUAGGUUAAGCAUUGUGUGUGGUUUUGUAUCAGUGGUGCAUUUGAUUGUAGGUGAUAUCCUUACUUUCUUUAUUUUUAGUCCAUAGAUCUAAUGUGUUUGGACCUGAAAUAUUCUUGUAGUUCACACACAUGUACACACUCAAUAAAGCUUACAAAAAAAGACUCAUAAAACAAUCAUUUUUCACUUUGUUGCUAUUAAAAAUCUGUCUGUUAAGCUGAAUUGUGAAACUUUGGUUUGGUGACUGAGCUGUAAUUUAAAGAUUCGAAAGAAACUCUUCAGAUAGACGCAUGACUUGCUUACGAAAUAGUUUACUGGUUUCUCAUGUGGCAACAUAUUGAAUGACAGGUCUGUUCCAGUGGUUGUUUUAUUGGCCUGCUUAUUAUUGGUUUGCCACAUAAGUUGCCAGAAAACAUGGGCAUAAAUGUUGCAUCAAAUACAUAAGACGUAUACAGAGUUUGGCUAGACCAAUGCUUCGUGUCAUGAAACAUCUCAAUUUACAUUUGUAUUUGUAUAUAUUUUUGGAAAAUUACACGUGACCCUGAAAACCUUAUAUGU